GGCAUUAAUCAGUUGCAAGACGAUCGAUUAACGGAGAACAAGAGCCAGGCCAGGUGCAACCAUAUGUGGCUGCGUCGCGCUGGUAGUCGCCCCCCAAUCUCCAAAAACGUCUCAUCCUGACCGCGCAACGGUUUUCGAUCAUUUUAUUCGAAUUUUCCAAUAAUUUAUGGAUCGUUUGGAUGUGAAUUCGCGUCGAAGAAAAAUUGAUAUAAAUAUUUGUUGGGUGAAUUACCUAAUCAGUUGGCCAUUAACGUGAGUGCCCCGUGCCUGUGCCCCGCGAAUUCCGAAUCGUGCGAGUGGUGAGUGCUUUUCCGAGUGUCUGUGCGAGUGCGUGGUGAAUAUUUUAUAUAAUUCGCGGCGCACCAUCGAAUCCCCCGAGCAUUGCAUUGCUCGUUUGUACGUCAAGCAAUACGGAUUACAGAUACUGAAUCCGAUUUCGAUUUCGAUUCCGAUUCUUACGCAAGCAGAAUGCCAUCGGAUGAGGCGCUGACCGGCAUCGGGAAGCUGAUCUUCUCGCUGCUGAUCGGCUACCUGGGCGCCCUGGAGUGUGCGUUUGUGGUGCGGCAUCUGUACCACUGCACCUUCCAGCAUUCCGCAUACACGGCCACCGAUGCGGCGGCGGACAAUGAAGAGCUGCCGCGACUGCGCGAGCGCCUGGAGAAGGAGAUAGCCGAGGCGGCAGAGCGGGAGGCGCGCUCAGGCACCAAGGCCAUGCAAGAUGGAGUCCUCUACGACGACAAGGGCCUGCGAGUGGAUCCCGAAGGUGAUAAGAGAGCGGCGCUGGCAGCAGAAUUGGAGCGACAGCGGCGCAUUGAGGAGGAGACGCGACGAAAGCUGGCGGAGGCAGAGGCCCGCCUGGCAGAGGACCGUAGGAAGGCCAAGGAGGCGGACGAGAAGAUGAUCGAGCAGCAGAGAGAGGAGCGAAAGCAGCGCGAAGAGAAUGAGAGAAAGCUAAUCGAAGCGGAAAAGCAAAGAGAGGCAGAGCAGCGACAGCGCGAAGAGCAGGAACAAAAGCAACGCGAAGAGCAGCAGCGAAAGCUUCAGGCGGCCGAAGAGCAAAGAGAGCGCGAAGAGAACGAGCGCAAGCUGAUCGAAGCCGAAAGAGAACGCGAAGCGAACGAGCGAAGGAUCCAAGAAGCUGAAGAGCAACAAGAACGCCAAGAGAACGAAAAGCGGUUGCUUGAAGCGGAACAGAGACGCCUGGAAGCCGAACGCCAGCGAGAGCUUGAGGAAGCCGAGACGGAAGAGAGCGAGCGACGCCUCUUCGAGGCGGAAGUCCGGCGAGAGCGAGACGAAGGGGAUCAGGAACAAAGGGAUGCGGAGAUUGUGGAACGCCUUCUGGCAGCAGAGCGGGCACGAAAGAUGAGCGCCACGGAGAGCGAACUGGAGGAGGAGGCGCUGGAAGAGGAGUCGCGUCGCCUGCUCUCCGGUCGAGUGGAUGCGGCAAGCAAACAGAAAAUGAUCGAGGAGAAUGCGCGGCUCUUCCUGGAGGCCGAGGAGGAGAUGGUGAUGCUGCAGCAGCGACAGCUGCAGGCAACCCACAACGCGGAGGACGAAGCCGAAUAUGCGGGCGCCGUGCCCGUGGAGGAGGAGCUCUGCGUGAAGAAGGUACUGCCGCCCAGAUUCCAGGAGCCGGAAGUCCAGGAGGAGCCCAUGGUGGUGCACAAAGUGAAGACGCAGUACGGACAGUCGAAGGGUCCCAGCUUUCCGGGCGUAUCCGAUGAGGGUUCCUCCCUGGAGCCAAAUUCCAGCCAGCAGUCGUCGUUCAGCACACAGCCAUCGGAGGAUUUGCUACGCACAGAGGAAGAGCGGCCAGAGCCGGAGGGCGAGGAUCACACGCCCGAUGUGCAGUACACGGAGGACUAUCUGCGCUCCCUGGACGGCAUCAAGAGUCGUCCACUGAUGCGUGAGGAUGGAUCCGGCAGGCGGCGGGCCUUCAAGAAGCGCCGCUCCAGUGGCAGCUCCAAUUCGUCGCGUGACUCACGCGCCUCCCGCGACGAGGAGCUGAAGAUGUUCACCUCGCUGGAGGAGGAGGAGCUGCGCCACGGCGAGCGGGAGGACUACAAUCCCAUCAAGUACACCAGCGAACCCACGCUGCGGGUCAAGUCCCACCACCGGCGGCACAAACGCAGUCCGGCCAAGGACAUGAUGCCACCGCCGGAGGCCGAGGCGAGUGGCGUCGCCCUGGAGAUGCUCGGCGAGGAGGGCACCAACCCAUGGGGCGAAGUGACGCCCGAACACUACAAGGACACGGAGUUCUGGAAGCGCGAGAAGGCAUUGUCCAUCGAUGAGGAGGAGUUCGAUUUGGAUUUGUCAAAGAACGAGCAGAAAUCUUCUUCGUUCGAGGAUGCAACGGAUGCGCAGAAUGAGGAGGCAGCCACCGCACUGCUGCAACAACGCUCCAAGGAGCAGCCGGAGGACGCCAACAAAGCGGCGGAGACCAGCGCCAGCAGCGACAACAAAUCCAAUCUGCGCACCUCUCCCGCAACGGAGGAGCAGUCCAAAGGCGGGUCACCCGGCCUCCGACGCAGUCCACGCAUCGACGAAAUGGAUCACUACGCCGAGCGCUGGUCAGCCACGCAGCCGGAACAGCCGCAGACACCCAGCAUCAAUGUGCAACAGCCGGACACGGCGCCGUGGCGCGAUCAGUACGGACUGAUGAUGGAGGGCCUCAGCGACUUUUACGACUUCCAGGCCUCCGUGAAUCCCUCACGUUCGCGUUCCACCUCGCGCAAUCCCUCGCCACAGCCCAAGAAUGUGGCCAAUCGCAUGGAUGUGGACAUGGAAAAGUCAUUGGAGGUCUACGACGACACACAGAACGGGCUGACGGCGGGGGAAUUGAAUUGCGAGCUGGUGCUGCAGCUGCUGGAGACGACAAUGAAUGGAAAUGAAGAGCCAGCAGAGCAGCUGAAGCUGCAGAAUGUGGCAGAUGAUGCGGGCAAUGGGAGUCCACCAGUGACCAUGGUCUAUGCCCCCACAGAGAACUCUCUACGCGAGGAGACAGCCAGACAUUCACGCUCCCGUUCCCCACUGCCGACCAGCGAGAAUCUCGAGCGGAGCAUCAGCCAGCGCAGGCAGCGUCUGAUCAAACACAACGACGAGAUCAUGGAACGAUUGUCCAACUCCAGCGGCAGUGGCAGUGGCAGUGAUGGGCGCAACAGUCCCAUGGAAACGGAAGCCAAUGGAAACGUAACGCCACCGCUGCCCCAACCCGUAAUCGAAAUCAAUGACAUGGCCAUGGAUGAGCCCAUGGAGGAGGUGGUGCAGGUGGAGGUGGAGCCACAGCCGACACUGGAGGAGCGGCGUCUGUUUGUGGAAACCCUUCGAGCGGAGCGGAACUCACACUCUCGAUCCCGCUCCCGUUCACGUUCGCCACUGCCCACGGCGGAUAAUAUAGCCAAGAGCCUGGAGAGCCGUCGCCAGAGGCGCAUUCAGCACAACGAUGAGAUCUUUGAGAAGCUGCACCUAUCGGAAGAGGAGACAAAUCCUGCAGCUGCCAGCAUGCCCAUCCCCUGUGUGUCCAUUGAGAUUGAAGCACCACCCGAGGAGCAGCAGAUUGAAGUAGAAGCCGUUGAGGAGGAGGACACGCCCGAGAGCAUGGCCAGACUCUUCGAGCAGCUGCGUCUGAAUCGCGUGCGUUCGCACACCCGUUCCAGAUCGCGUUCCCGCUCGCCGCUGCCGAGUGCCGCCAAUCUGGAGCACAGUCUGGAGAGGCGUCGCGACAAGCUGAUUGCCCAGAACGAUCUUUUCUUUGAGCAGCUCCAAGAGCGGGCCAAGACCCCCGAGCCAGAGCCACGUCUGACCGUGGAAUAUGUCUACGAGUUUGUCCAGGAGGAGACAGCAGGAGAUAUUCCCACAGAUAGCAGGGAUAUGCGUUCGCUUUCGCCCUCACGUUCCCGUUCCAUGACUCCAUCGGAGCUGAAGGAGGAGCAAGAGCUGAGUGAGGGCCAUGACUUCCAUCGGAUGCUCAAUCUAGAGGGCUCCGAUCAGCGCACGCUCCGCAAGAACAGCGAGGAGGUGGAGAGUGUCCUGGCGUCGAGUGUCAAGCAGCGGGAGCUGGAUCUGGAGGCCCUGCAGCAGCUGCAGCAUGCCAGCGAGGAGAUUGAGCUGCGUGUCCUGAGUCCCACGGGUUCCGAGCGCCAGCGAGUGGAGGAGAUGACCAGAGAGGCGCCAGAUGUCGCGCGAACCGUGUCCGAGGUGGCCAGGGAUCUGCAGGACGAACUGGUGGCCACUGGCUUCAAGCGAUCCACCUACGUGGGCGAGUCGCUGGACCAAGUGGAGGAUAAGGCGGCACAGCGGGAGCUGCAGGCAGCCAUUCUGGACUCGAUCACUGAGAAUCGUUUGGGGGCCAAGCCCAAGACCUUUGCCGAGGAGCUCAAGGACACGCAGCGCAUGAAGGACGAGUCGCUGGCCAGCGGCUUCAAGCGCUCCACCUACGUGGGUGAAAUGUCGCAGGAUAUGUCCGCCGGACAGCUGGACGAUCUGCGUCAUCGCACGGCGGAAUUUCAGCGCUCCCGCAGCCAGAGCCGUUCCCCUCUGCGCGGCGAGGAGGUGGCGCUGCUGCGGGACAUUGACGAGGAGGUGGCCAAGCGGGAGCUGCAGGAUCAGCUGCUGGACAAGCUGGCUGCCUCCAGCGUGAAUUUUGAGAAUUUUUCGCGGCAUCUGAAUGCCGAUUUCCUGGACAGCGAGCGACGUGCCUCCGAUUCGGCGAUCCUCAAGCAGAUCGAUCCGUACGGCGAUCACCUGGAGCCGGAGGAGUACCAUCACUUUCGUCGCUACUCGCUGGCCCAGGAGCAGCCCGUGGAGGAGUAUCCCAGCGAUGAGUUUGUGUACAUCUCGCAGAUUGAAGUGCGCACAAUGACGGGCACGCGCACCUGGCUGAGGGAGGACUUUUACACGCAGGAACCGGAGGAAUUCGAGUGCUCCAAGGAGCAUGUCGUGGAUCAGGAUUCGUGGGCACGCGCCGUGCUCGUCGCGGAGGCAGAGGCGGCCGCCUUUGAUGCCACCAAUGCCAUCUACAGCUACGACAUAGCCGGUGAGGAUUUCGACGAAGAUCGGCAGCAGGAACAGGACUUGGACUUGGACUUGGAGCUGGAGCGUAGCAGCUCCAAUGACAGCGAGGAUGAGCGUCAGACGGUGGUGGAGAUUGACGACGAGGAUGAGUUCGAGUACGAAUUCGAUGAGGGCAUCUCGGACAACAACGAGCGCACCCAACCGACGGACGAGUCGCAUCACGACACCUCCGAGUGCGAGGAGGCGGAGCGGAAUGCCGAUCGCUAUGCGAAUCGCGGGGCCCAGGACUGGGAGGAGGUGGACGAUGCGGAUGAUUUCCUAGACUAUGGCCUGGAUGAUGGCGCUGUGGGUGGUGCCACGCCCUACUCCGAUCCGGACUCCUUCAUCGAGCAGAUCUACAACGAUGCCAUCAAGAACAGGAAACAGUCGGGCAUUCUGCGGGAGUACGAGACAAUUGUGCAGGAGCAGCUGCCGUCGGACCACAGCGAGUCCUCGGACAAGGAAAAGUCCAGCUCGGAGAGCGAACGCUAUGCGCUGUGGGCCAAGACGCGAGAGCUGGAGAGAUCCAGCUCCAGGCAACGACACACCGAUGUGGACAUUGCCUUGGGUUUGGGUCUGCUGGAGAGCGAGCGGCGGGACACGGAGAUGCGCUACCUGGGAGAUGCCCAAGUGGCUGCCAGACAAUCCACGCGACUGCGCACUCGCUAUGGCUACAAUCCACAGCUGCAGGCGGGCAUGGAGUUGGAGGAUGACAUCGAAGUGGAUCUGAACUACAAGCCAAAGCGGGAAUACAAUUGGAGGAAGAAUUUCCGUUUGGAUGAUAAUGCAAAUGGAGGGGAAGUUACAGAGAGAACGGAAGAUGAGCAGGAACAGGAAGAAAGGGAACGCUAUGAAGAGGAGCAGCAGCUGGAGGAAGAGCAGCAGCAGCAGCAGGAGCUAGAGGUCUACAAUCAGAAUGAGGAACCCCUCGAGUACCAGGAGGAAGAGCAAACCAAUGGGGAAAUGCUCGAUCUGCGUCGCAUGAGCUUGGGCGGCGAGAGCAUCACCCUCUUCAGUCGCAGUCCCAUGCGGGAAAUUCUCACCGAUGUGCAGGAGGAGAGUUACCCACAAGCAGAGGGGGAAGCCGAAGCAGCCUACGAGGAACCACCACCACCCGUGGAGGCCAUCGAGCCACCCAGCGAGAAGCCCAAAAAGAAAAAGAGCAAGAAGAAGGUGCGCAAGGGCUCCAAAACGGAGGAGGAGCUGCGCGAGGACAACGAUUCGGAUACGCAGAUGUACGCCAGUCGUCGGCAGGAGGAUCAGCAGGAGGCGGGAGCUGCAGCAGCAGCAGCCGAGCCAACACCCAAGCGAAAGACCCGCUCGCGACGCAGCUCCAAGAGCAGCCUCAACAGCGAUCAAGCUGAAGGACUCUUCUCGCCCCGAAGCAGCCUCGCCUUUGUGGGCGAUUCAUUGGCGGGCAUUGCAGAGUUCGAGACACAAGAAAGAAGGGAGGAGGAGGAGGAGGAGCAACCAAAAAAGAAAACCAAGAAGCGAAAGAAGACCAAGGAGACCAAGGAGGAGCUGCCACUGCAGCCAGCACCAGAAAUGGACCAGUUGGACAAAGAUUUGGUUGCGGCUCUCUCGGAGAUUGCGCCCGUUUCGGUGUCCUCGAACCUGACGCCCGAAUCCACGCAGCAGAAUCUGUUGUCCAGCGUGAGUGCGGGUCAGAGUGUGUGCGUGACCCCGGCCUCAUCCAUCGAGGAGGCAUCCCCCUCCAACACCUCCGCUGCUCCAUCUGCUGCUGUGGUGCCCGCCCGCUCCGUUGUGGACACUUUCGACAUACUGAAAGAUGCCAACUUUUAUCCGCUCUUCUAGCUUUCGCUUUCGCUUGGGCUUUUCGCUUUCUGGUUUGAUUUAAUCCUCAAGCUGCACUCAUUUGUUUUUUAUCUAUUUCUUAUAGACAUGUUCAUAGCCACGAAUACGAGUCCGAAACACACACGAGCCCACGUUCAAGCCAUAGAUCCAUAGAUACUCCCAGCAUCCAGCAUCCGCCUCCUCUGACUGAAAGGGCAAACAAAUGCCCAACCCAUGGGAUCAGAGAUCCUAACUAUCUAUCUACAUAUCUAUUUAUUGUAUAAACUAUGUAUUAUACUAACGAACCAUGAACAGAACCCACAAACCCCACAAAAAAAAGAGGCCUCUACUCAUCAUAGAUGUUAGUUGUACUUAACGAACUUUUUUUGCUGUCUUCUUAAUUGCCGAGAAAUAAAUGCCAAAUGAAUAAAAGAAAA
Drosophila subobscura is the source of this 7283-nucleotide messenger RNA. It is a transcript of the gene Lmpt, whose product is annotated as four and a half LIM domains protein 2. The transcript has 3 exons. The record is from RefSeq and is a predicted model, not a curated record. Gene Ontology annotation, molecular function: zinc ion binding; transcription coregulator activity. The coding region runs from base 469 to 6867 and encodes 2132 amino acids. NCBI's taxonomy places the organism in Eukaryota, Metazoa, Arthropoda, Insecta, Diptera, Drosophilidae. Gene Ontology annotation, cellular component: Z disc; nucleus.